ACACUCACUCACACUCACGCCCGCCUCGCACGCUCGCCCUCGCCCUCCGCCCCCGCCCCCGCUCCUGCCGACGCCGCCCCCCGGCCCGGAGCCCGCCGGACCCGCUGCCGCCCCCGAGCCCCGCCCGGUACGCGACGCCGCCGCCGCAGCUGCUACUCGAGGCCGGGGAUCGGGAGGGACCCGCAGGCCGCGCCCCCGACCCCGGCCUGGCCCGGCCCGGCUCCGGCUCCGACCCGGCAGCGGAGGACGAGGACGAGGACCAGGAGGGGGAGGAGCCGGAAUAAAGGGCGGCGAGGGAGGGAGCGAAAGGGGAAAGCUACCCCCGGACCCCCGGCGGGCCCCAGACGAGCCGCAGAACAAUUCAUCGUAGGAGCCCAGCUCUUCCUGUUCACCCCAUUUGGCACACCACUGAUUUAGGAAUGUUUGCCAGUCCACCACAAGACACUGUCUAGUGUUUUUGGGCCUACGGUCAGUGACUUGAGAAUUAGCUUCAGAAGGAACUUUUUGCUGCGCCUCUGUUGUCUUAGAGAUUCAGCUCUGGACCAAGGCUUCUGCCCCUGACACAGGGCAGCUCUUUCUGUGUGUUGAGUCACUUCAGUCGGGAAACUGAAGCCGUUACUGUCCAAACCCUGUUUCCUCUUCCCAAGCAUGUCAGAAAGCUGGCAGCAGCCUCCACCUCCCCCGCCGGCCCCCCCACAGCAGCCCCCGCCUCCCCCGCAGCAGCAGCAGCAGCAGCAGCAGCAGCAGCAGCAGCACCAUGCUGAGCCUCCGCCGGCCCUGGCCGAGCACUCGAUCCCUCCAAGCGCAGCAGAGAAUCCCUUGGGCUGCGCAGUCUACGGCAUACUCCUACAGCCAGACCCUAACAUGCAGCACCACCAGCACCCCCCCUUGCAGGCUCCCGCGGAGCCCUCCCACAAGUGUGGGGUGUGUGGCCACGAUCUGACCCACCUGUCGAGCCCCCACGAGCACCAGUGCCUGCCCGGCCACGACCGAUCCUUCCAGUGCACUCAGUGCCUGAAGAUCUUCCACCAGGCCACGGACCUCCUGGAGCACCAGUGUAUCCAGGUGGAGCAGAAGCCCUUCGUGUGUGGGGUGUGCAAGAUGGGCUUCUCACUGCUGACGUCCCUGGCGCAGCACCACAAUGUGCACAGCGGUAGCGUGAUGAAGUGCUCCAUCUGUGAGAAGACCUACAAGCCGCCCGAGGCGGAGCCGGCACAGCCGGCCACAGCGCCUGAGCCCGUGGAGAAGCCCUACAGCUGCUCCAUCUGCCAGAAACCCUUCAAGCACCUGUCGGAGCUGUCGAGGCAUGAGCGCAUCCACACGGGCGAGAAGCCCUACAAGUGCACACUGUGUGACAAGAGCUUCAGCCAGUCCUCCCACCUGGUGCACCACAAGCGCACGCACAGCUCCGAGCGGCCUUACAAGUGCACCGUGUGCGAGAAGACCUUUAAGCACCGCUCCCACCUGGUGCGCCACAUGUACGCACACUCAGGCGAGCACCUCUUCAAGUGCCCUGCCUGUGAACUGCACUUCCGGGAGUCCUCAGAGCUCCUGCAACACGCCUGCACGCCCAGCGGAGAGCGGCCCUUCCGCUGUGGCGAGUGCCAGAAGGCCUUUCGGCGGCCCUCGGACCUGCGGCAGCACGAGCGCACUCACAGUGAGGAGCGGCCCUUCCAGUGCGACCUGUGCCAGAUGAGCUUCAAGCAGCAGUAUGCGCUCUUGCGGCACCGGCGCACACAUAAGGCCCCUGGUACCUCACCCGAACCCUUCAAAUGUGCCCUGUGUGAGAAGGGCUUUGCUCAGCCUGGCCAUCUGGUCUACCACCAGCACGUGCACAGCCUCGAAAGCAUCUUCAAGUGCGGUGUCUGCCAGAAGGGCUUUGACCAGUCGUCAGAGCUGCUGCGGCACAAGUGUGCCCAGAGUGCCGAGCGCCCCUUCAAGUGUACUGUCUGCGCCAAGGCCUACAAGCGCGCCUCAGCCCUGCAGAAGCACCAGCUGGCCCACUGCGCCGAGAAGCCCCUGCGCUGCACACUCUGCGAGCGCCGCUUCUUCUCCUCCUCGGAGUUCGUGCAGCACCGCUGUGACCCAGCCCGAGAAAAGCCCCUCAAGUGCCCCGACUGUGACAAGCGCUUCAAGUACGCCUCGGACCUGCAGCGGCACCGGCGGGUGCACACGGGCGAGAAGCCCUACAAGUGCCCCUCCUGCGACAAGGCCUUCAAGCAGCGUGAGCACCUCAAUAAGCACCACAGCGUGCACGCCCGAGAGCAGCAGUACAAGUGCAUGUGGUGUGGGGAGCGCUUUCUGGACCUGGGCCUGCUGCAGGAGCACACCACCCAGCACACUGCUGAGGGGGCCUACCAGGUGGCCGCCUGUCUGCCCUGAGGCCGGCUGCCCCUCCUGCCCAGCCAACCCAGGCACACGUGGCCUCAACAUGCUUCCCCCCCUUCCCCAGCAAUGGGUUUGCAGCCUUUUAGCGGCACUGGCCCUUUGAGGGCCAGUUGGCCCCCUCUCUGUGAGAGAAAUUCAGAGCCACACCAGAUCAGAAACCAGUUUUUUUCCUCUUCCCCAUCACCAAAAGUGGAAGACCAGCCUGCUAGGCCCUGGCUGGCUUUUUCCAACCUAAACAGAAGUGAAACUGGGCCAUGAAGAGCUGUCAGGUGGCCCUGAAAAGGCCACAUGGUCCUUGCUCAGGGCUGGUGGUGCUGCUGCUUUCCCUGGGGCACUGGGUUCGUGGAGUGUUCCAGAGGCAGGGGAUCCAUGGCAUGGAUCUUCUAGAAGGAAGAAGCAGACAGAGCAGGUGGCUGCACAGGUUGGCCCUGGAGGAGGCUGAUGGCCGACCUUUGGGGUCCCCACAGGGCCGCCAGCUAUGAACAGUUUCAAGUGGGAAAGAAGACAAAGGCUCUUUAGCAUUGGGGGCAAAGGACCGAGGGCCUUUCUUGCUGGGGGAGGAAGACUCCCUUGUAGUGAGAGUUAAAAGAUCAAUUUCCCCAUUUUAAGGGCAGCUUCAUCUCCCGCCCUUGUGGGGUUCCCUAGCACUUGCUACUAUGCCAUCUUAGAGUGGCAGACCUUUGCAGGCAGGCCCACUGUGUCUGAUGACCCGCCUACGUGGACACUGCAGGUGAUAAGGAAAAAAUCAAAGGGCAGAGAACAUCACCGGCCACUUUUGUUUUGUUUUAGCAGGGCAUCAGUUCUGCCCUUUUCUUAUUUAAAUAACAAUGUUAGGAAGCUUCUAGUCAGAUUGAAUGGGUGGGAGCUAAGCUUCACUCAAAACCUGUCCUCACUGGCAAGACCAUCUCUGGUCUUGGAGGUUUGUGGGUACGGGGAAGGGCAAACUUUCAAGUGAGAGUCUGGUUGAGGUCUUAGGAGUGAGCACUGUCCCUGGGUAGUCCUUCUGGCACUUGACCCCUUCUUUCCUUUCCAUGUGAAUGAUUCUGUUGAGUUGUGACAAGAAAGGAGCAUUCGAUAGCCAAUGACCUGGGUGGCCCUAUUUGUCUAAGCUGAUGCAACCCCUAUUGCGGAUGUCACAUGACCAAGGAUGUUUAAUUCAAUGUCUGGACACUUCCUGGAUCAGAGAGGUGAUUCCUGGAGUUGACUCUGGCUGCUGGUGGGGCAUUUUGCAUCUUGGGGGUGGGGGGAGGGCGAGGGAGUAGAAGAAGGGGAAAUAGGUAUUUAAAUGGAGCAAAGACAAAUAAGCAGCCUGGUAACCACGUGGCCAGAGCUGCCCCCAUGCAUGCUUAGUGGUAUGUUCGGCCUCUCAGCUCCUCUGCAGAAACCAUCCAUCCAGACUGAGUGCUCAGAGAUCAAGCUGGGCCUACUCUUGCCCCCAAGAGGAUACUAGAAAACAUGGUGCAACCCGGGAGAGAGACUAAAUGUUUUGUUUUUAAAUCGACAGCCCACUCUCCUCACUCCCAUUCUUCCUGUCCAUGGUCCUGGCCCUUGAAAGAGAACUAGAAGGAAUUUUGAUCAAGGGGUCCAUCGGAGCUGUUCUUGAUCUCGGCUUUAAGGAGUGUAAAAGGAAACAGUCUUCCUCCUCCUCUUCCUCCUCCUCCUCCUCCUCCUCCUCCUCCUCUCCCUGAGCCCCACUUCAGGCCAGCCCUCAGGGAGGGGCUCUUCCUCCUGCCCACUUGACUGUUAAGCUCUUUGUACUUCCAGCUGCUUCAAGAGACAGAACCGGAUCUUACAAAAGUUGCUCUCUGCUCUUUUUCAUUCUGCUUUCUAAAAGCAGUUUGUUAAUAUUCACAAAGUUGUAUAGUUUAAUUUCAUGUCAUUUUGGAUCUUCUAUA
Dromiciops gliroides (monito del monte) is the source of this 4283-nucleotide messenger RNA. RefSeq names its product zinc finger protein 319 (gene ZNF319). The coding region runs from base 649 to 2382 and encodes 577 amino acids. Gene Ontology annotation, biological process: regulation of transcription by RNA polymerase II. The transcript has 2 exons. The record is from RefSeq and is a predicted model, not a curated record. Lineage: Eukaryota; Metazoa; Chordata; Mammalia; Microbiotheria; Microbiotheriidae. Gene Ontology annotation, molecular function: RNA polymerase II cis-regulatory region sequence-specific DNA binding; DNA-binding transcription factor activity.